UGCCUGUGUUUUUUUCUUUUCUUUUUGUUCUUUUUUUCCGCAGUUUCCCGCAAAGGGGGAAUUCGAUCGCUGACACUACGAGACCCCCCAUAAACUUUGGGCUUCUCCAGCGAGUCAACACACCCCAUUCCUACGUCAACGUCCAACCCGCACCAUUUCGUCAUCGUCUUCUACCUCCCACCUUCUCAUCCCUUAAGCUCGUACCACCAGUCACAAUGGCUCGCGAUAGCGACACCAAACAGUCGCCCAAAACCAUCAAUGCUGCGGCGCCCCGACCUGAUGCCGACUCCGCCAAUAAGGAGCAGUCAGAGAUCGUCGCGAAGACAGAAGCCGCCGACGUCGCCACCAAACCUCUCGCGCCUCCCCCUCGACCCGGCCAGGCGAAGGAUACCUCCGCCGACUACUUCACCCUACCGAAUGCUGCGUCGCUGAACCAAGAACCAAAUCCUUUCGAGAGGUCUUUCGGUGGUAGCGGUGACCCGUCCCUGGCUGCCAACGCCGCCCCGGAGACUCCUGGAGGUACCAAGCUGCCUCCCGUUGCCUCCAUCACAUCGCCCUCCUCGCUACUGCCAGGUACCGGCACUACGCCGUUCAACUGGGGCGGUGGUUCCCUGAGGACCGGCCCUCUUAGUCCAGCCAUGUUGUCAGCACCUCAGGCCGAUUACUUUAGUGACCAGUUUAGCCGUGGCGGCUUCCCGACACCCAAUGAGUCCUCACUCAGGACUGGUCUGACCCCUGGAGGCAGUGGUUCUAUGUUUCCUACUGGUGUUCCCAGCCCAAACACGGCUGCGCUGUUUAAUCUCGGAGCGGGUGGGGUGACACCCGGCACGGUCGACUUCCAUCGAACUGCGUUGAGAGCUGCGGCCGAGCAGCGGGAUCAUCCAGGCCAACAACUGCCUGCCACCUCGCAGCCCCAGGAGAUGAAUGGUGCUUCUACUGUCAAGAAUGAGAUGAAGUCCGCCGCUUUUGACAACCACGACAGUGAUGCCGCCAACGGUUUGUUUUUGCUGGCGCAGGGCCGUAAUGGUGUCCCACAGCAGAGUCAGUAUCCCUUGCCACCGCAACCACCCAGCCACGGUCAUCCCGCCCCGGCUGUGCAGCAUCCCGAUGCCCACGUGAAUGGCAACGCGCCCCGUGGCGGUGGGAACCUGCGUGGCGUCAGUGAAGCCGCGAGCGAGCAAUCCGAGGGCAGCGAGCACGCUCGACCAAACACACGCGGUAAAGGUAAACGUGGCUCAGCUGCUGGUGCCCCGACGACCAACGGCAGACGAAAGGCUGAAGAGCCCCCGGUCAAGGCGCCUGCGAGCAAGAAGCCAAAGACCGCUGGCAGCGUUGUCUCGUCAAAUGGAUCCGAGGAUAUGGGCGACGAGGACGGCCACGACGAGAAUGGCUCAGAUAAGCCAAAGCACAAGAUGACUGAGGAAGAGAAGCGCAAGAACUUUUUGGAGCGCAAUCGGGUUGCUGCGCUGAAGUGUCGUCAGCGCAAGAAGCAGUGGCUAGCCAAUCUGCAAAACAAGGUCGAUGUCUACCAACAAGAGAACGACUCAUUGUCGCAACAGAUUUCUGCGCUUCGUGAGGAGGUUGUCAAUCUGAAGACAUUGCUCCUUGCACACAAGGACUGUCCCGUCACGCAAUCGCAAGGCGGUAUGCCGCAGCCUUACAUCGCAGGUAUGGAUGCGUACAACGCACAAAUGCCUUACGGGAUGGGCGCGCCCAUGUCCAGCCACCAGAUGAUUACCGCUCAGGGAGGCGACCGGCGUUAUUCCUAGGACGGCCAACCCGGCCCUUUUUCUGAGCAAGACGAUACUGUUGACCCGGCAAAGGUCAUGCCGCCGCACCGUUGGGACCAGUCAAGCUCCCGCCAUGGGAAUACUGGCUGAUGGAUGUACAAUAAUUGUCCCGUGGCAUCGCUCAUGACUUAAGAUUUCAAACUUUGGUUGUACACAUUAUGGUCAUCAAUAUGGGGGAGGGGGUCAAGGAAAACAAGGAGUAUUUUUCUUUUCUUUUCCAAACGGUAUCAGAGCAUAUAUACGGCAAAAACUUGGGCGUUUUGGACUGGUCUUUGUGGGAGUCUGGGGGGGGGGGGGGCGCCGUGUUGUGGAGUCAUUGGGGAUAUUGUGACUGGAUUUUUCCAGUACUGGUCACGACGGAGAGACACAAUUCGCGAUCUCGUUCAGAUGGCGCGUUUCAGUGCAGUCUCUCUAGUUCACUGCUACGGAUGCACCGAAGUGGAUGGCAAGGCAUAAAUCCGAAUCGGGGGUUCCUGAGGAUGCCGUAUCAACGCUAGAGGGAAUGCAUGUCUGUCCCAAGGGGUGAGUUUUAUCUUGUUUGUAGCACUACAUAAUCGAGUAUCUACCUUUGAAUCUG
Messenger RNA from Cryphonectria parasitica EP155, 2367 nucleotides. RefSeq lists its product as uncharacterized. The coding region runs from base 216 to 1769 and encodes 517 amino acids. The record is from RefSeq and is a predicted model, not a curated record. Gene Ontology annotation, molecular function: RNA polymerase II cis-regulatory region sequence-specific DNA binding; DNA-binding transcription factor activity, RNA polymerase II-specific. Gene Ontology annotation, biological process: regulation of transcription by RNA polymerase II. Lineage: Eukaryota; Fungi; Ascomycota; Sordariomycetes; Diaporthales; Cryphonectriaceae. The transcript has 3 exons.